Molecule: messenger RNA, 1437 nt
Organism: Acanthosepion pharaonis
Lineage: Eukaryota; Metazoa; Mollusca; Cephalopoda; Sepiida; Sepiidae
Source: the annotation of a GenBank genome assembly
UUGAUCUGUUCAUUAUCUAUCUAUCUAUCUAUCUAUCUUGAUCUGUUCAUUAUCUAUCUAUCUAUCUAUCUAUCUAUCUAUCUAUCUAUCUAUCUAUCUAUCUAUCUAUCUAUGUCUGUUCGUAAUCUAUCUAUCUAUCUAUCUAUCUAUCUUAGUCUGUUCAUAAUCUCUCUAUCUAUCUAUAAUUCUUUCUUCUCUUUUUUCUACACAAUUUCUGUCAUUCUUUCGUUCUUUCUUUCUCCGUAUUUUUUCUUUCUUUCUUUCUCCGUAUUCUUUCUUUCUUUCUUUCUUUCUUUCUCCGUAUUCUUUCUUUCUUUCUUUCUUUCUUUCUUUCUUUCUUUCUUUCUCCGUAUUCUUUCUUUCUUUCUUUCUUUCUUUUCUUUCUUUCUUUCUUUCUUUCUUUCUUUCUUUCUCCGUAUUCUUUCUUUCUUUCUUUCUUUCUUUCUUUCUUUCUUUCUUUCUUUCUUUCUUUCUCCGUAUUCUUUCUUUCUUUCUUUCUUUCUUUGGUAUUUUCUUCUUGUCUGUCUUUCUCCAUAUUUUCUUCUUUUCUUUUAUUGCUUUUCUUAUAGUUUACACGAAAAUUCUUUCUUUCUCCAAAUUUUCUUUCUUUCUCCGUAUUUUUCGGUCAUUCAUUCUUUCUUUCUUCAUUUAAGUUCCCAGUAUGAAUCUUUCUUUGGUAUUUCUUUUACUUUACAUAUGAUUCUUUCUGUCUUUUUUCUACGCAUUUUCUUUCUUUCUUUCGUUCUUUCUUUUGUUCUUUUUCUCCGUAUUUUCUUUUGUUCUUUCUUUCUCUGUAUUUUCUUUCUUUCUUUCUUUCUUUCUUUCUUUCUUUCUUUCUUUCUUUCUUUCUUUCUCCAUAUUCUCUUCCUUUCUUUCACUGGCCUUUUAUUUAGUUUACACUACGAUUCUUUCUUUCUCAGAAUGUUGUAUUGUCUUUCUUUCUGUCAUUCUACAUAUUUUUCUUUCUUUCUUUCUUUCUUUCUUACUUUCUUUCUUACUUUCUUUCUUUCUUUCAUUGACUUUUCUUUCAGUUUACAAUAUGCUUCUUCCUUUCGUUCUUUAGCUUUUCUUUUUAGUUUUCCUCAUCGAUUCUUUUUUGUUUUUGUUUAUUCCUUCUUAUAUUUUUGCAUCGGGCCGAGAACUUUUUUACAUUACUAUCUAUCUAUCUAUCUAUCUAUCUAUCUAUCUAUCUAUCUAUCUACUGGCCUAUUUCAGAUAAUGCGCUCUUUACCAGAAACUGAGACGAAGCUUCCGAAGGCAUUGCUCUCUUAUCUAUCUAUCUAUCUAUCUAUAUAUCUAUCUAUCUAUCUACUAAUUUUUUUUCCGUGCAUAUAUCUGUUACGCCAAUUUCCAUAUCUAUCUAUCUAUCUAUCUAUCUAUCUAUCUAUCUAUCUCAAUCUGUUCCUAUUUAUGUUCACAUCUGUCUCAAUCUGUUAA